Molecule: messenger RNA, 1208 nt
Organism: Drosophila elegans
Lineage: Eukaryota; Metazoa; Arthropoda; Insecta; Diptera; Drosophilidae
Gene: Cpr49Ae
Product: endocuticle structural glycoprotein ABD-4
Exons: 3
Coding region: 110-514 (134 amino acids)
Cellular component (GO): chitin-based extracellular matrix
Molecular function (GO): structural constituent of chitin-based larval cuticle
Source: RefSeq, a predicted model, not a curated record
CAUUGGGCAUCAUUAAAUAAAAACGUUCGUUCAAUUAACAACUGCAGUGCUGAGGUCCCCAGUCGAAAGGAUAAUUCUGCCUUUUGGAUUACACUUCUGAUCGAACAAAAUGAAGAACUUUGCUCUAUGUCUGCUGGUCGCCGCCCUGAUGAGCUGCUGCCAGGCUGCCCCCCAAAAGGCGGAGGAGCCCAUCGCCAUCAUCAGCCAGGAGUCUAAUAUUGAGCCGGAUGGAUCGUACAAUUAUGCCUACGAGACGGCCAACGGUAUUAAGGCCGAGGAGACCGGAACCCUGAAGAAGGCCACCUCUCCGGACUCCAGUGACGUGAUCAUCGCCCGGGGAUCGGUGUCGUACACCUCGCCCGAGGGCAACCUGAUCACCCUCAACUAUUCGGCCGAUGACGAGAACGGUUUCCAGCCGCAGGGCGACCACCUGCCCACUCCGCCACCAAUCCCGCCGGCGAUCCAGAAGGCGCUCGACUAUCUGCUCAGCCUGCCCCCGGCAAAGCGUCGUUAGAGACGGACUACCCCCUUGGAUUUUGACCCACGAUUCUCUGACCAAGACACCUUCGAUUCUGAUGUGUAGAUGCUGCGCUGUUGCUACAAGUUGAUUGCUGCAAAUCCCCAAGACCCCCGAUCCCCCAAUCCUAGACAAUCACACAUAAGACACAAGCCAAGGGCUGGAGCCACCUCAUCCUUCUACCACUUUGGAGGUCAAAGGUCGGCCAAAUCCACUGACUGAAGAACACAAACUCAAACGGAUUUGAGGGACAACACCACACCACACCACACAAAAACCAAAACAAAAACAAAACCGAACAACACGAUGAUACAUUAUACAGAUAGCCCCAGUCUACUUUCUUGCUUUCUUCCGCGAACUCUUUCUUUUACGCGAAUCUCUUCAGAUCUUUUAGUCGCCGGAACUUUGCCAUUUUCGGACUCAUGUGAUAUCGUCGAUUUAUCAAUGAAAUCAACAAAGAAAAUGUAAAAAAAAAUUGACAAACAAGAAAUUACUUAAAUAAUAUACAAGGAAUAUUAUCCACAGCAAACUUUGUGUAAAUAGUCUGUAAAUUAGCUACACUUACACGUAGUCUAAGCCAAGAAGUCGAUGAUGUCGCUUCGAAAGUUAUACAAACACUUGUGAAGAACUAUGGAGAUAUUCUUUAGCCUUAGCUGCAAAUAAAGAAUUAAAGAUUCUUUCGAAAAGUAAA